AUGCUUGUCCUAGUGAAAUGGUGCUUGAAAAGCUGCUACUGGAAUGGACGUUUUUCCGGUGUACUAAACUUCGAGGCCGAUUUUAAGACGGGUCAAAUGGUAGCCACCAAGAGAUCUACAAUAUUUUCAGCCUUUUCUCAUCUACUAAUGUUCACAUUACUGAUUUACCACACAUUAAGAACGCACACUGUGACCACCAUGUGGAAAUAUGCAAAUUCCCUUCACGAAUACGUGUUCAUGGUCAUAGCGGGCUUUCGAUUGAUUUGUGUUUUCCUGGCUUUAGUCAGCCGUUGGACUCAACGUCGGACAUUUAUGCGAAUGUUAAAAUCGUUUUGGAUACUCUAUAAGAAAAAUCCAGAGAUAAUACAGUGUUGCCAAAGGAGCAUCCUUAGCAAAUUCUGUUGCGUGACCAUGGCGGAGAUUUUUCAAGUUAUAGUCACCUUUGUUCUGAUACGAAAUAAGAUAAACUUUGCCACUGGUCUUCGCCUUUGGGCAGUAUUGAGCUUGACGGCCGUAAUAAAUGUGAUCAUCAUGCAGUAUUUUAUAGCCAUGGCGAGUAUUCGAGGUCGCUAUAUCCUUCUGAAUAGGGAUCUGCGUAUGAUUGUUGCCGAAACCCGAUCGCUGAAUCCCAACCGAAGUGGAGUUUUUGUGACCAGAUGUUGCUGCCUAGCCGAUCGACUGGAAGAAAUCGCCAUCAGUCAAUCGGGCUUACAAAAGCUUAUCGAGCAGUUAUCGGAAGCAUAUCAGGGCCAGGUCGUCUGCUUGGUAAUCGGUUACUACCUGAAUAUGGUGGCAAGUGGUUACAUAUUAUUCAGUAUCACCAAAUACAAGGGUCUAUCGGAUAAUUCGCCAUUGAUCGUCACAAUUUGCAGCAUUGCCUACUUUGUUUUUUACUAUCUCGAUUGUUGCCUCAAUUCGCUUAACAUAUUUUAUCUCUUGGAUGAACACGAUAAAAUGGUCAGAUUACUGGAUCAGCGGACACUUUUUCAGCCAGGCCUGGAUCACAGAUUGGAAACCGUUUUCGAAAGUUUUGUUCUCAACCUGUCAAGAAAUCCACUAAAAUUAAGUUUUUUUGGCUUAUUCCAAAUCGAUCGUGUUUCAUCGUUUGCUCUGGGCAACUCCAUAUUAACGCAUUCCUUACUUUUGAUCCAAUAUGAUGUAGAACAUUUCUAA
This is a messenger RNA of Drosophila suzukii, 1173 nucleotides long. RefSeq names its product putative gustatory receptor 59d. Gene Ontology annotation, cellular component: membrane. The record is from RefSeq and is a predicted model, not a curated record. Gene Ontology annotation, biological process: sensory perception of taste. Lineage: Eukaryota; Metazoa; Arthropoda; Insecta; Diptera; Drosophilidae.